AUGGAAAUUGCUCGGACAAAGAAUGGUAUUUUUGUUUCUCAAAAGAAGUACACUCUAGAUUUACUUCAAGAAACGGGAAUGCUUGGAUGCAAAGUAGCCAAUACUCCCAUAGAACCAUUCAAAAGGAGUGAAGAAGAUAGUGUAGCAGCUGACAAAGAUAGAUAUCAAAGUCUAGUUGAAAAACUAAUCUAUCUAACUCAUAUUAGGCCAGACAUUGGCUUCGCUGUAAGCAUGGCUAGUCGUUCUAUGUCAAACCCAAUUGAAACUGACAUGAGAAAUGUGAAUAGAAUCCUCCAAUACCUUAAAGGUACACCAGGGCGAGGGCUCUAUUUCCAGAAGAACUCAAACAGAGGUAUUGAAGUCUAUACUGAUUCGGAUUAG
Glycine soja is the source of this 381-nucleotide messenger RNA. RefSeq lists its product as uncharacterized. The record is from RefSeq and is a predicted model, not a curated record. NCBI's taxonomy places the organism in Eukaryota, Viridiplantae, Streptophyta, Magnoliopsida, Fabales, Fabaceae. The coding region runs from base 1 to 381 and encodes 126 amino acids. The transcript has a single exon.